GCCGCCGCUGCCUCCCCCGCCCGGCGCCAUGGCCGCUGCGGCCGGGGAUGGCGCGGCGAAGCCGCUGCAAAGCGCCAUGAAACUGGCCAACAAGGCCAUCGAGCUAGAUACCGGCAACCGGCCCCGGGAGGCAUACAUGGAAUACCUGAGGAGCAUCCACUACAUCUCCCAGGUGUUACUGGAAGGCAUGGAAAGCACUACAGACGCUGGGGAAACCGUGCCGCCUGAGACCUCAAAGAUGCUGAAGCUGGCUGAACAGUGUCUGGAGCGGGCCCAGUCAACAGCCACCAAACUAGGGAAAGUGUGCCUGAAGCCGGCUGUACCUGUGGCUCCUCCCACCCCCUUGCCCACCAGCCGCCACCGCCGAGUGUGUUCAGACGAAGGAGGGAAGCUCUCUCCUUUCCUGCCCCCAGAGAUCUUCCAGAAGCUGCAGGUGGCAGAUUCACAGAACCCGAAGAAGGAGUUAACACCACUGGAGAAAGCCUCACUUCAGAACCAGAAGCUGAGGGCCACAUAUGAAGCCCGGAUGGCCCGUCUGGACCCCAGCCAGGCCAUGCAGAAGACAUCACUGACCCUGUCUCUACAGCGGCAGAUGAUGGAAAAUCUGGUGAUCGCCAAAGCAAGAGAAGAGACACUCCAGCGGAAGAUGGAGGAGCGCCGCUUGCGCCUUCAGGAGGCCGCCAACAGGAGGUUCUGCAGUCAGGUUGCUCUGACGCCGGAGGAGCGGGAGCAGAGAGCCCUCUACGCUGCCGUUCUGGAAUAUGAGCAAGACCAUGACUGGCCAAAGCACUGGAGAGCCAAGCUCAAGCGGAGUCCGGGAGACCUGUCAGUCGUGACCGGCUUGGUCUCCCACCUGCUCAGCCUCCCUGAUCACCCCAUCUCCCAGCUGCUGAAGAAGCUCCAAUGCGCAGUGUACAGCGCACUGUACCCUGUUGUGAGCCGGGCCGCCGUCAGCACUGUGCCUGCCCCGGGCUGCUGCUCCCUGCCCGCAGAAGUCAAUGGCCUCCUGGCUCCUGGGAGCCGGAGACUUCGGUCCUCCCAGAGCCUCUACUGCAUGCUUUCCCCCUCAGAAUCCAGUGCAGCCCCGAGACCUCAGGAUGGCCCUCUGUCCACGCCUUCUAUCCCCACACUGCACUCAGGCUCCCUGGACAGAGAGGCAGACAGCAGCCCAGCAGGGCCUCCCUCGCCCCUAGUAGAUGCUUCAUGCCACCUACCAGACAAGGACAGCUCCUUUGAGGACCUGGAACAGUUUUUGGCCAUAUCUGAGCCACAGACCCCAGGAGCAAAGAGGGAGCCCUUGCUGGAAUGUCUGAAGAGCACAGUGAAAGACAUUCACAAUGCCAUCGAUAGACUGCUCUCGCUGACUCUCUUGGCCUUCGAAAGCCUGAACACAGCCACCUCCAAAGACCGCUGCCUGGCAUGUAUCGAGGAGCCCUUCUUCUCCCCGCUGUGGCCCCUGCUGCUAGCCCUCUACAGGAGUGUGCACCGUUCCCGGGAGGCUGCUGUGAGCAGGAGCAUGGAUCUCUACAGGAAUGCACCCCCUACAGCCUUGGGCAUCCCUGCCAAGCUCCUCCCACGUGCCCCUGAGGCUCAGGCCUCCACCUACCCCUACUGCACUGCGGCCCAGGAGCUGGGGCUGCUGGUGUUGGAGAGCUGCCCCCAGAAGAAGCUGGAAUGCAUCGUGCGGACUCUGCGGGUCAUCUGCAUCUGUGCAGAAGACUACUGCCGUGCCCAAGAGGCCAGACCUGAGGCUGGCCUCCAGCCCCCUGCUGCUGCCAUCGGUGCUGAUGACCUGCUGCCCAUUCUAUCCUUCGUGGUGCUGAGGAGCGGCCUCCCCCAGCUGGUGUCAGAGUGUGCAGCCCUGGAAGAAUUCACUCAUGAAGGGUACCUGAUUGGAGAAGAGGGCUACUGCCUGACAUCGCUGCAGAGUGCCCUGAGCUAUGUGGAACUUCUGUCCCGGGGACGGCUGGACCAGUAGUGGAGGCUGGACCUUACAGAUCAAAGGAGCCACAGGACCUCCACACUGUACUGUAUAUCUGGUUUGGGGACACUAGAGGCCAGCCUGCUAUGGGGACACUAUAGCUCUUGCCCACCUUCCUAACUACACACCUGACAUGGAGGCCUAGGGCAGUGGUUCUUCAGCAGGACAUGGCUGGC
Molecule: messenger RNA, 2157 nt
Organism: Acomys russatus (golden spiny mouse)
Lineage: Eukaryota; Metazoa; Chordata; Mammalia; Rodentia; Muridae
Gene: Vps9d1
Product: VPS9 domain containing 1
Exons: 15
Coding region: 29-1978 (649 amino acids)
Biological process (GO): vesicle-mediated transport
Cellular component (GO): endocytic vesicle; cytosol
Molecular function (GO): guanyl-nucleotide exchange factor activity; small GTPase binding
Source: RefSeq, a predicted model, not a curated record